Molecule: messenger RNA, 543 nt
Organism: Apodemus sylvaticus (European woodmouse)
Lineage: Eukaryota; Metazoa; Chordata; Mammalia; Rodentia; Muridae
Product: jupiter microtubule associated homolog 2-like
Exons: 1
Coding region: 1-543 (180 amino acids)
Cellular component (GO): nucleus
Source: RefSeq, a predicted model, not a curated record
AUGUUCCGGGGCAUGGACGGCCAAACUGGCGGAUUGGGCUCCAGAUCGAUAAAGCCUCCGGGAGGAGAAUCAAGUGAUCUUUUUGGAAGUCUAGAAGAACGUAUUCCUUCAACAUGCAAACCCAAUAGGAUGGCAUCUAAUAUUUUUGGACCACCUGAGGAGCCUAAAAAUAUACCCAAGAGGACAAAUCCUCCAGGGGGCAAAGGAAGUGGAAUCUUUGAUGAAUCAACUCCGGUAAAAACUCGCCAACGUCUGAAUCCACCCGGUGGGAAGACCAGUGACAUAUUUGGGUCCCCAAUCACUGCCACUGCACCUCUGGCACACCCAAACAAGCCCAAGGAUCAUGUUUUGCUACGUGAAGGUGAAGACUCUAAAUCUGACCCGAGCGCUGCACCAAACGCCACACCCAAAGGAGAGAGUGCAAAGAAACCGGAGCCAACGCCUACAGUUGACAAUCAUGAGCCCAGACUGGGGCCAAGACCUCGCUCCCACAACAAAGUUCUGAACCCACCAGGAGGCAAAUCCAGCAUCUCCUUCUACUGA